Brenthis ino (lesser marbled fritillary) is the source of this 1068-nucleotide messenger RNA. The record is from the annotation of a GenBank genome assembly. Lineage: Eukaryota; Metazoa; Arthropoda; Insecta; Lepidoptera; Nymphalidae.
AUGGCUAAUUCAAAUAUUAAGCUGUUAUGCAGCAUACUGAGCAAAAUGAGAAUUGAUUAUAUGGCAAUUAGGACCAGCCACUAUCAACCCAAAUUUCGGCCCCCACAUUGGUAUUUACCAAAAGAAAGAGUAUUGAGUGAGGAUAUGCUUACACAAGAAAAUAGAGACUUCAUUGAAGAAGUUAAACAAGAUAAAUUGAAAUUGCAAACACGAAUAGAAUCACCAAUCCUAAAUGAACAGCAGGAAGUAGUCCAAUGGGAUCCUAAGACUCGUAGAGUGGGAUUGAUAGCACGUAAAAUAGGAAAUUAUCCAUUAUGGUCUAAAGAUGGCAAAAAGUUUCAAACUACUUUGUUGCAGGUAGUUGAUAAUCACGUCAUAAAAUAUAUACCUCCAGAAGAAUUUAAGCCAAUGAAAACUACUAAACAUAGUUGGAGGGAAAAACCCAGAUUAGGUUGCCUUUUAGUAGGGUCUGAAACAGUUGAUCCAAGUACAGUCACUAAAGAAUAUAGUGGACUCUUUAAUAGUGUGGGAAUGUUGCCAAAAAAACAUUUAUGCCGCUUUAUAGUUUCUCCUCAUGCACAACUUCCCACUGGGACACCUUUAUUUGCAACCCACUUUAGAGUUGGUGAUUAUGUAGAUGUCAGAGCUAAAACAAUGGAUCGUGGUUUUCAAGGAGUAAUGAAAAGGUGGGGCUUCAAAGGAAUGCCUGCAUCUCAUGGUGUUACGAAAACCCAUAGGCGUCCGGGAAAUAUAGGUGCUGGAGGAAAUAAAGCAAGAGUUUGGCCUGGUACCAAAAUGCCUGGUCAUAUGGGAAACAGGUGGCGAACAUUACGUGGUGUUAAGAUUCUUCGUAUGAACACAAAACAUAAUGUGCUUUGGAUGCUAGGUGUGGGUAUACCUGGAGAAACUGGAGCCAUGUGCUAUUUGUUCGAUACAGUACUACCAUUGAAGAAAUUACAAACAGCCCCACCUUUCCCAACACAGCCAUUUGUUGAGGAUUUGCCAUUAGAAUACUAUGAUGAAUCAAUACAUCCCUUUGAAGAAUCGUCUAUUACUUUUGAAGAAUCU